Messenger RNA from Uranotaenia lowii, 11246 nucleotides. RefSeq lists its product as uncharacterized. The record is from RefSeq and is a predicted model, not a curated record. Gene Ontology annotation, molecular function: protein-cysteine S-palmitoyltransferase activity. Lineage: Eukaryota; Metazoa; Arthropoda; Insecta; Diptera; Culicidae. Gene Ontology annotation, biological process: protein targeting to membrane; peptidyl-L-cysteine S-palmitoylation. Bases 1777 to 4653 code for a protein of 958 amino acids. The transcript has a single exon. Gene Ontology annotation, cellular component: endoplasmic reticulum; Golgi apparatus.
UUCAUUCCCAAACUUCCCCUUCGACUUUUCCCUAAACUGAUAAGCGUUCGGCUGUCAAAAUGUUGUGAAAACCAUUUUCCGGAAAGGGGAAAUUUUCCGACCCCAUCGAAGUGAGUGCCCCUCUCAGUCGCUCACGCCUAUAGCGAAUCAGUAUCCUUCGGGUGCCAUCGUUCGACCGCGUUCAGUCGUAGUUGAGUCAUGAUCCGAAACGGUGCAACAAUCUGUCCAACGGUCUGAAAGCAGCAGCCGGGAGGACCCUCAUACCAGUGUAAAAAAAAGGAUAUUAGCACAGACAUAGGAUACAGGAUACAAGCGGCAAGUGGUUUUAUUUCUGGAAACAUCGGUGUCCUGUGUUGCGUUGUGGUGGGUUGGGUUGAUUUGCUACUAGUCGGAGAAAAUAGGAGCAAACGGCAACAAAAAAACGAACGGGAAACACGGUCUAAAAAUAUCCCGGACCCGCGGCGGCGGCAGCGCGGAUUCUUUCACUUCCGUUCCUCAGUCUCGCGCUUCUGGUUGUUGCUGUUUGUUGGGAACUUGAACUGGUUCCGGUUUCUCGCUCUCCCUUUUACUCUUUAGUGGAUAAUGAAAAAAGAAAGUGGAAAAUGAUGUCGGUCGAUCGGUCCGGACGCGUUGUUUCGUUUCUGUUCUAAUGUGUUGUUGAACCACUUUCUGCUUUGAGGGACUAAGUAUAGGUCGAGGAGUCGGAAUUGUGUCACUUUGAACCCAAACCGUGUGGAUGUGCGGAUUGAAUAGUUAAUGAAACACACAGUGAAACAUGCAGCAGGAAGGAUUCGACUCUUGUUCGUCUGCAUGGAUUAGCGCAGCAGCAGCGGAAACGGAUAUGCCAACGUUGGGAAUUACAUAAGGGAACGCACAAGGAAGUUUUUCCCCAAUGAUUGGUUGGUUGGCAAAGCACAAUCGAGAGUGCGAAGCGGAAUGUUUUGAAAACAAUGCGACCGUUGUGAGUUUCACAACCGAGGUAUACGGGUCCCAGUGAAUUAUUGUGUGUUUCCAAUUAUAUAAUGGUCGUAGCAGGCCUGGUGAUGAGCUGUUGCGAGUGAGUUCCUUCUGAUUUGCUUUUGAAUCGGUCGGUUGAGAGAAAGGUGGGGUAAGAGACGCUGCCGAUGAACUCGGUACGUGACUUCGCUCGCCGCGUAGUAUUCAACUGAAAGAAGGAAUGACACAUACGCAUGGUGUUCGGUCGGUCCGAGGAAUGAGAGCCGAAACCCGACGAAGAUGAAAAGAUAUCACUGCUUCGUUUGUUUCGUGACUACGGCAACUGACAGCAGCAGCGUUGAAGGAAGAAACACCAAAGUGUAUACGACGAUGAUGACGACGGAAAAAAACCGUAUGUGUGCUCGGAAUUCGGAAUGUGAAAUUAAAAUCCGUGGAUGAGGAAUGCGAAUUUAACAAGGCAUUGAAGACAUCUAGCUUUCUUCUAGGUGAAGACGUCUUGCUUGAAGGAAAAGUUUUUCCGUGGCGACUAGUUUCUAUUUUGUUGUGUCGUCGGGAGAAGUGUGGGAAGUGUGUUCAAGAAAAUUGAAGAUGGUUCUUUCAUGUGGGAAAAAUAGCGGGUGUGAACAGUAAUUGCAAUCGAUAAAAUCGCUUGUGGCCCCGGUCGGUUGCAUUGUUUCGUAGAUGCGAAAACGAAAAGCGGUCUUUGUUGUUCUCGGGUAAACGUGUCGGAUGUUACGAUGCUAGAAGUGUUGUCAGACCUCAGCAAGCCAUCAGAAGACGCGUCAGCAACUACUCCUCAAUCGUGGAUUGUUGAAUAUCAUGCUCACAGAGCGUCCCCAGCAGCAGCAGCUACCGAAAAACGAAGCCGGUACCGCAAGUACACUUCGCAAAGCGCUUGCCAGGCAAGGUCACAAGCUCACCCGGAACCGGAUAUGUUCGUUCCAAGAUAAUCUCGGUGCUUCGGAGUAUCGCAAAGACCGGCGAGUGCAUGGACUACAGCUGCCUUUGCACCCACUACAGUUGCUCGGUUGGUUUGGAUUAGUUUUGUUUGGCUACUCGACGUUCGCCCUGUUGAUACCGGCACUGAAGCCUUCGGUGCAGGUUCCGCUGUACUAUCUGCUGACGACACUCUAUCUGCUUCAUCUGGUUUCCCAUCUGGCAGCACUGCUGCUGGACCCUGCCGACGUAGAGCUUCGACGCAAGAGUACCCGAGCCGUGGUGCCCGAGUUCGAUCGCAGUAAGCAUUCGCACGUGAUCGAGAACGGACGCUGUCAUCUGUGCAACAUCAAAACAAGCAGCCAUCGGACGAAACAUUGCAGUGUCUGUAACAAGUGCGUCGGGACGUUCGAUCACCAUUGCAAAUGGUUGAAUCACUGUGUUGGCGGUCGAAACUAUGUGCCAUUCCUUAUGUGCGUGGUGAGCGCUGUCAUCGCGGCGUUGGUCAUUUUGGCCGCUGCUGUCGUCGAAAUUGUGUUGUACCACGUGCAGCCUGAUUGGUUGAAUCUGGUCUGGUUCGGCCUUGCCGAUGACGGUUCCUCUUUAGGCACUACCGCAGCCUCUAGCACAACUACUACUACUGCAACUACUACUGGUUCGAUCGGAGAUGUCACUACGGACGCCGAUCUCGGCAAUGACACUUUCACCGCUCUACCGGCUCUAUUCGAUAAUCUAACCAGUUCAGCUCAGGAUUUGUUCUUGAAUCAAACAAUCUUUAGUGACAAUGUAAACAAUGUUACCGAUGCCCUCGAUACGGUGCAAGAAAAACCCGUUGAAUACAACGGAAUUAGUGUUAACAACACCAUCAUCCUCGCUUUCAUUGGAUUCCUCGGAAUACUGGCUGCCAUCGCAGCCGGACUACUACUGCAUCUGUGUUUCUUUCAUAUCUACAUCUCUUUCCUGGGACUCACCACGUACGAGUACAUUCGGAACAACCGGCAGCAGCAUGUUAUGACAAACGUCCCGCACCGUAAUCUGCCGAAUGGACCGACCUCGACGGCGACCUCAACCGUGGGAACCACCUCUAAGCUUAGUAUGAUGACCAACUGUACCAAAACGAAUCAUAUCCCCGAAAUAUACAUCUGCUCCGCGGUGAACCCGGCCCUGCUUCCCAUAUCCGGAACGCUUAACGACUUGAACAGGCCCCGACCCCGUUCCCUACAUUGCUGUGAUAACUCCAAACCAUGUACGAACAACAUCACCUCCGCCGGGGUCCGCAACCUGGAUACGGUCUCUCUGGCCACGGCUGCUUCAACGAGUGCCUCGCUCGGCGGCACCCACCAGAAGGCUGCCUUCUUCAUGUGUUCAAUGCUGGAGGAACGAAAUGUGGCCGCCGUCAAAGGAAACCCUCGAGCCAAGUGCGAAUCCCGAACAUUUCACUGCUGCUCCCAAUACCGCCAAACGAUCAGCGCCGACGACUUCGAAUCCAGCAGUGCAACGGCCGCCGAAUCAUUCGUCCAAUACAGCGAACAGUGCACCUUCUGCCGCAUCAAGCUCAAAUCGGCCAACGACCCUUCUGGCGUAUUGGACAAGACCGAUCAAAUUACGACCCUCCAAGAGAAGCGAUGUUGUGUCAAAACUAUCAACAAACAUCACCGUUGGAAAAGGAAAUGGAACUGCUGCUCGAAUGUACCCGACAGUCCGGACGUUCCGGGUGAUCCCCUACGUACCAUAUCCGGAUCGGUGCAGCAGCUUCAGCAAACUUCAACUGGCCCUCAGCCUUUCCCCUCGAUUACGAACGUGGUUGAACAUAAUCAGCAACUGAACCAUCUCAAACUGACAAAUAAUGAAAAUCGUGCCAAUAACAAUAGAAAUAGCAACUGUGUUAGUAGUAACAAUAAUUGUAGCACCAAUACCGACAGUAGAAAUUGUAGUGCAAAUAACAACGGGUACUUCGAUACCGGCGACCCGAACGUUAUCAACAACAACUUCGCUACCAAUUCGGUCGAUAACGGAAACAACAACAACAAUAACCGUAUUCUCAACGACGCCAAUGGCAACGAUGUCUCGCUAACGCCGAACAGUGUUUCUCCGGCCCCGAAACGACCGCGAGCCCGUCUCGUUCGACCCUGGCCGGUAGUUCGCCUUCGACACAUGAUCCGAAUCAUCGAUCGCUACCGGCGGCCUCGAUGCCGAACCAACGCACAGCAGCAACAAGCCAACGCAGCCAACGCUGUCAAACAAAACCAGGUUCGACCCCUAGUCCCUGCCUCCGGAUGUUCCGGUUCCGUUACAGCUUGCCAGGGUCCGAGUUCCCCGCAGUUUCAACACAGCGAAGCACAACCAGCAAUGCCCGCGCUACCACCACCAACCCGUCGCAAGCUCAAAAAUACCACCGACGAUAUGCAGAAUCUCGUUGAAACACUGGCACUGGUUCAACAGCAACAACAAAACCCGAACCAAUCCCAAAACCAGCUGCAACCGACAACGGUUCGAAUACCGCCAAUCAUCCAUCCUUCGACGUCGUCGUCGUAUCGCCGUAGUCGGCGCAAAAACAUUAUACGUAAUCGAAGCCCGACCCUGUCGCCGAUCCACGAAUCGGGCCUGUCUAAUCCGACGUCGCCGCAACCCUGUCGGCAUUCGUGUUCCGCCAGCAUAUCGUCGCUGACGUCCGGUGCUGCGGCUACCAUUUGCGGUGUAGGCGGGUCAAGUGGGCCCAGUGGUGGGGCCGAUUCCUCUGUAGAUAGACCCUUGCGGUGAAUCAAUAUCUUUAAGCAAAAAAAAACCUUCUCUCUAUCUCUCUCUUUAACAAGAACAACGGUGUGUAUCGUGAUCUCUCUCUAUCCUUUCACUUUUGCUGCGUUACCUACCGUCAAACUGAAGUCUCCUUAAGGUUACAGUUCAAAACACCGAGUGUAAAUCCGUCACAUUGUGAAAGCGACUGAAGACUAUGUGACUGUUUUUUUUUUCGAAAGUUUGCGAUUUCGGUUUGUAUUGUUUUCCGCAUUUGUUAGAGAACUUGUGAAAUUCAUUAACCAACAACGAGAUGCUAAGUGCAUGUAUUAAUUUUGUAUGUAUGAAAUGUUCAGGUUCAGGGAAAUCAUUUAAAUGUUAAUCGAAAAAUGGGAAAAUUUGCGGGAAAUUGCCGUGUACAUGCUACAAAACGUACCAAGAAUAUUAAAUUUGUUUUGAAGGGAUACAUGAUUAAUUGGAAAAUUUUUAAGAGUUUUACUGGUCUGGAUUAAAGGUAUAUACUAUAUAGUGGGAAAUUUGGUAAUGUGUGAAACUGUACCAAAUGAAUAUGAAAAAUUUAAAAAAAUUAAGGAAUUUUCAGAAUGUAGAAUGAAGAGUUUGAACAACUAAUAAGAUUGUAAUUAAGAAUUUUGGGAGAUUUUUGAAAAUCCGAGAAUCUAAGAAGUCAUUGAACUUUUUUGGAAAGUUUUUGAGUAUUUAAAAUCGUGAUAGAUCAUCAAAUUUGAUCAGUUUGGAGAUUUUAGGCUUUCAUUAUUCCUCAAAGAAUCGAGAAUUAAAAAACACGAGGAAAUAUUGUAAAAGUACGAUUAUUUGAAAAUUCCUUAAAUGAGGUAUUAUGAUUAUUCGAGGGUUGGUGGUAUUUGAUGAAAUAGUGUUAAUCUUUUUUCAAUUUCGUCAGUCUAGUCCUUAAACUACAAUCUAUCACAUUACCGAUAACUAUUUGUCACACUUACACUGAAGUGAUAUCCUCACUAUCAAUGUUCUCAUUUCCGUUUGAUAUUCUGAGCUGACUACUCAGAAUUAAUGGCAACACUGCUGAGUUACCACGAACCUGGUUCGAGUUGUUUGACUUCACAGUAUGAUGGUGUAAACAUUUAUACCGUGUUUAUCAUCAUCAGCUGUGAUCAGCAUUCAUCAAUUCCAUUGUUCGCAACUCCGAAUUGAACAACAAUGUGGAGAACCAAACAAACUGUUUUGAUUCUUCUGUAGAAGCAGGAGAUCUUCUCUGUUAUAGUGUUUCGGCGGUCCGGAAUCUAUCCAAAACCGUAAGUUUCAACACCUGCCCUCAAUUCGCAAAUUGAGGAUGCUAAACAGCUUCGCAUGCCUUGCUAACCGCUAACGCCUUCCUGAACGCAUCAGCUGGCUUGUCCUCAUUAGAGAUAUGACGCAAAGACAGCUGACUUCUUAUGACAUCCCUGGUGAAUGCAUACGGUCUACGGAACGGCAUGAUCGGUCCACGUCUACUUAACCAAUUAGUGGAUUCGGGUUCGCGUUGCUACGGAAUACCAACGCCGUACGUUAAAGAUAUCGCAAAAGCCGCUGCAGGCCUUCCCAGUGCCUAUCCACGAGGCUAGCCUGGUAUUUGCUAAGGGUGCCAACCGCAGCACAGAUAUCUGAUCUCGAUUACGUCGCCAGAUACUGCAAACAACCGAUCAAUUCCUUGAACGGCGGCUCGGUGAUUUUCUCACCAUCGUUCAACUUCGUCCAGUGAACGUUUCUGCAAGCGGUGUGCCUACGGGUUUACAAUCGGCCAUACCAAAUAGCUGCAGAACCUUUUCGACGUACCCUGAUCUGCGAAAUCUCGAUUGUACUCAUCUGUAUGUUCCGCUUGAUUGUCAUUUCCAAGAAAGUCUUGACCUCCAGAAGUUCCUUCAUCAUGAGUAGCCUUCCAAGCUCGGUUUUAACCAGAUAGCUUAGGAUACAUCUUUUUCGGAAAUCAGGAUGUAAUCCACGUAUAGAAUGAGGGUGAGUUCUCGCUUGCAGGAUCGGUAAACGCAGCUGUCACUCUUCAAUGGAACCAAACCAAGUUUUCGUACCUGGUCGUCGAACCGCUGAUUCCAAGCAUGACCCGCUUGUUUCUGGUCGUCACGGCUUUUCUACAACCGAACCACCUUCGAUAUGCCGAUGUCGUCAUUUUGGUUCUAUUAGUUGAUCACCCAAGUGGUAAAUUCUUUUGACGGAUUGCAUUCCAAGGCACGGCGAGCCACCUAAGGCUUUACUCGAGGGUCGCUUGGUUUCUACGACUAUCGUGUGCUCCGUCUCUAUUCGAGUUCCACAGACCAGUGACCUUUUCCCCUAACGACCUGAUGUCUUGACUCCGCUUGGUUGGCUCGAGGCCCUUUUCUCUUUGCCCGUUCGUGUGUCGAUCGAGUGCAGCUUAUCCUGGACAGCAGCUUAUCCGGGACUUUACGGAACUACCCGGAUGAUUCCCGGUGAAGACGUCAUCCUACACCGACACGAGUGACUCAUGAGCCGACGACGUGAAGUCACUCCACUUGAGAGUAUUCCGCGGCGUGAAUACUCUUCCCUCUACGAGCUCGACUGCGGAGAAGGAUUGUCUUCACCCCGAGCUUCCAUCGAACGAGGCGCGUUCUACUCAGAUACUCCGCGGCGGUGGAGGUAUCCUACAAAAUACAACACGACUCGAAAGCCCGAACUACGAACGACCAUGUACUGUUCGUUUGUCAAAGCCAAGACGGUUCGAACGCUCUCCAUCUUAGCCACUGGAGCGUAGGUUUCCCAGUUGUCUAGUCCUGAUCUUACCGAACACCUUUCGCGACCAAAUCGAGCUUUUUAGCGUUUAAGCGUUUUAGCAUUUUUAAAGGUUAUUCACUACCCACUACAGCAUAGGUUUUCUGUGACUUGGCGGAAAAAGCUACAAAUUGUGAACGGACGUUGACUGCUUGAGAGAUAGCACACGGUUACAGUUUCUGCAAGAAAGCGUCAUUUGAUGAUGCCGGAAACCCCUCUCGAGAAGGCCGACAGUCAGACAAUCCAUUCUGUCCGCGAGAAACUUUGACAGUUUGUCAAAACAAGAGCCUCCGAGAAGCUCUUUCGGUUGAUCCGGAAUGCCAAGAUCCUUUUCCCUUUUUGGGCACAUUUGAAAUUCAAAUUUAGCUAAAAAUAUUACCAAUACCCAAAAUACACAAUCAAAAAGAGAAUUGAUUUUCAAAACCAUUUUCCUACUCACGACCAUCACACAAACUCGAAGAGUAAUAGAUUGUACUGAUAAAAUUCGAAAAAAAACAGAAUCAAAGUUUCAAAUCAAUGCUUUUUCCGGUAAAUCAUACAUAAAUUUUCGAAAUUAAUGUUCCUUUUCUGAACUAUCAUUUAGCUUGGAAAUGAGUUUUUAAGCAGUCUAUUCUACAAAUUCGAUACCAAUAUUUCCUAAAAACCAAAACAACGAGCACGAAUUAAAAUUUUUAAUAAAACCCGAAUUUAAAGCUUCAGAAAUUCCACGUUAAUAUCUUUAAUUUGAAUAGACAUUUCAUCAAGAUUUGAAAUGUAAAGUCAUGAGAAAAAAAAAUCCAUUUAAAACUUAAAGGAAUUUAUAAAAAAAAAACUUGAUAAAAGCAGAAAAUGUCUAAUUUAAUUUCAAAAGUAUGCCCAAGUGAUCAAAAUCAGAGAUAAAAAUAUGUGUUUAUAUUCACAUUCAUAUUCUUCCAGUUUUUGAAAUAAAAGGUAAAAAAAGAUCAUUUUUGAAGCUUACAACUAAAACUUUACAAUGUUUCUUUUCAUCUCCGACAGCUUAAUCUGAAUUAUCAAUAGGAAACUCAUGAAAAUGUAAGGAAUUAAAAUUUUUGUUGCAAGUAUUGAAAGCACAAAGCAAUUACUUAUUCGGUUAACAUUGCGCAAUAAACUUUUGCUUCAAAGUUUAUAUUUUGAAUUAUUUUCGAACUAUUCCUAGAUUAAUUUAAAAAAUUACGAUCGAUUAAAAAAGAUGGCUUAAAAAAAUAAAAUAAGUGAAAUAUUUAUGAAUUUUCAAGCGCAAUUUUGUUGCUGUCAAAUUACAUAUUUGGUCUCGGAAAGAACGAAGGAUACAAACAAUGUUUUUCUUAUUAGAAAUUUAGUUUAAAAAAAUAUCAGAAAUGAAAAACAACGCCAACAUAUUAAAAAAAAUCAAAUUCCUAAAAUAGAUUGACUGUAGAAAUCAGUUAAUUUAUUUGAAAAUUAAAAAAAAACACUAAAACAAAUCGGUUAGUAUAUUUAAAAAUUAAAACACCAUUUUAAGAUGAAAAAGAUAAAAAAAACAAUAAGAACGUCUGAUCAUUUUUUAAAUUAUUUAUAGAAUCUAAUCAAUUUUGUCCAUCACCUCUAGUUUUGGUUAUAUAAAGUUUAUAAGGAUAAAAAUUAAACAGCUUUUAGUGAAAUCAAUCAUUGAUAUCUGAAGAAUUAACAAACUUACAUAAAAGAAAAGAAAACUUGAUCUAAAGUUGCUUAUUUUAUUACUAUGCUAAUUGACUCAUAUUGAAUAUUUUUCCUAAAGAUGUCCUAACUACAGAAAAUUAUUGAUCUGAAAAGGUUAAAUUUUACAGAUUUUAAAAAUCUCGAAGGAUGUCAUAACAAGUAUUUCUGCCACAACUAAAAAAAAGUGCAAAAAAACGAUUUUUUUUUUGCUUCAAAACACAGCUCAAAUUAAAAUUUGUUUUUAAAAAUUGAAAUUUCGUCAAAAUUCAGGAAAAAUGAGGAAAAGUAAACAAAUAGAAAACUUUUAUAAUCUUUUUUUUUUUAUAAAAGUCAAUUAACUUCCGGUCUUUUUGAAAGUUUAAAAUUGAUUUAAUUGAAAUUUAGAAAUUGAUUAAUUUUUUUUGUAUUGGUCAGUUCAGUUCAGUAAAAAAAGUGCGGAAAUUUCUCAUAUGAAAAAUUAUUUAAAAAAAAUUAGCCCUUAAAUUGUCUGCAUCUCAGAGAAAUGUGAAUCGUGUAAUUUAUCAAAAUCCAUUUAAAUGUGGAAUUGAACAAGCAACAGAAAAUAAAAUUUAAGGCAAAAAUUGGUUUUUGAAGAAAAUUUCAUAUCAGCAUGAAAUUAGUAUUCACAUAAACCAUUUUUUUUCACAGUCAAAGUGAUUAGUUAUAAAGUAAUGGAUUCUAGGUUUCAGAAUUUGUUUUGCUAAUUCUGUUGAAUUUCGUGAGAAGUUAAUAUUUGUCACAUUGCUACCAACUUGUUGAAAUUUCAAAUAAUUAUUUUUUGUUGAAUCAAUUUUGAAGUUAAGAUGAUUGGUUUCAAAUUCUGAACUUGCUUCGUUAUGCUAAUCAAAAUUAAAUUAGUUCAAUUCGUGAAAGUGAUAUCUAUAAAUUAAAUGUCUUAAGCCUAGAGUGAGCUAGGACUAAAUUCUGCUGGAGGCGAGAUAAUUUUCUGACAUGUUUUUAACACUUAUUUUUGAAUACCUUUAGGAUAAAGUAAUUCUCGUUACUACGGUAAACUUAUUUUUUGGACUAAAAAUUUAACUUAGAUAAAAUCUCUGGGAGGGGGGAGGGGGGAUUGUUGGUUGGGGGUUGUUUUAAUCUAGAUCUGAAAUUUGAAUUCGAACUGAAAUUGGUUUUCGGGAAUAUAAGUUCUUAAAUAUGAAUCUGAAUACCACUUUGUUUAUUUACAUACCUUGGUUUAUUAAUUCUCGAACCAAGAUUAGAAUUUAGAACUUUGGCAACCAACAAUGGAUACGAUUUUUAAAAGUCUUUAAAGGCGUUUAACUGAAUAAAUUUUCUUUUUCAACCAGUUCUCUAACAAAUCAAUCGGAAAGCAGUACGACGAUGUCAUAAACUAUCUGAAUCACAAAAAAUCUUCAAACCAAACUUGACUUAUUUCACUUAAACAACUUUCUGUAAUCGUUUCCUCGUCUCGUCUAAAUCCAUAAACCACAACUACAGAAAAGUAUAAUAAAUAUUGCACUGUUAAAUGUUCCGAUGUUGCUUAUAAAGGACCUUUGGUUUCCAGUUUUUGAACCCGGUUUAUAUAUUUUACCCAAAAGUCUUAUCUUACCAAAACCAUAAGAAAAAAAAACAAAUCGAAGAAGCUUUCGAAGGACGACAACGAAAUUUGUGCAAGUUCUAAAGAAUAUUUGUAAAUUGUUAAACAAAACAAACCGACAACAACAAAAAAAAACCACUAACAGUGAGCAAACAGGUUACCUAUAUAGGAGCUAAACAAAUGUUUACUUGAAAUUGUAAAACAGUAAAAAUAAAAAAAAAACAAAUAUAACAAACAUAGUCAAAUUUUUGUAACCAACCAAAGCGCAAAGGUGAUGAAAUAUCGUGUUAAUGUUGAAUCAACAAAAAUAGGUUUUUUGGAGAAGCGAACUUUUUUGUUUUCCGUUGUUAUUUUGGAGACACAUUUGAAGCAAAAGAAAAAAAAAAUAUAACCUUCGGAGGUGAUGGAGCAUUGUGAAGAGAGAGGAAAAAAAUGAAAAACCAAAUAAAUUUUUGUGAUGUGAUGGGGAAACGUCGUGAAUUGAUGAUUUGAUGACGGAGAUGAUGGGACAGAAAAAGGCAUGCAAAUAUCAAAGAUGGUGUGAAGAAGAAAAAAUCGACACAGUAUGACGAAAUGAUUUUGGAAGGAGGAAAACCAAAAAAAAAAGAAGGAAGCACUCAAAGGAAUACAAAAA